GCCGUACGGAUCCAUCGGUAUUUUUUAAGGAUCCGUUACUCUCCAUAUUCGCAUUCCGAUUUUCGCUUUUUUUUUCACUUCUCCAAUUCGUUUUCUUCUUUGCCGUACCUACCUACUCCGAAGCAGUUCUUCUGAUUACACGUCAAACUUUUACCUCAAGAUUUAAAACAAGACGGAAGUACUACUUAAUUACAUAUUACGCAGAGAAUGGAACAAUAACGUACGGCGGAGACACGCACAAUACAGAUUGAACAUCGCUCACGCUCAAUUAAUUCAACGACGUCAAUUCAAAUCCAGAGACGCACAAAACAUCAAAAUGAUAAUGCUCAAAAGCUUCUUCAGGAGAAUCAGCAAGGAUUUCCGUCAGAAAGAGCUGAUGCCGCUGAAGUUAAUAUUUUUUAUUCACGCUUCCACACUUUACGUAUUGUAUCCGUACUUGACUAUACACAUGAGAGAAUUGGGAAUAAACGUGGAAGAGACUGCGAUAAUGAGUUCUAUCACUCCACUUGUGGCCAUAGUGAUGCCGCCGCUUGCCGGUAUGUUAGCCGACCGGAUAGGAAAUUUCAGAAUUUUACUAUCGAUAUUUUCCACGUUCGGAGGUUUAGCGGCGUUAUUGCUAUUACUGGUGCCGAUCGGCAGAGUGACAGUAGAUUUCCCAGAGAGGAUAGUCAUGGACCUCGGCUGUGAAGGUAGAAACGGUUCGCUACUACAUACAAUGAGCCAGGCUCAUCCGUGUGAGAUGCAGCUAGAAUCGGAGAUCGCUGUAAAAGUAGAAAGUUGUGGAUUCGUGUGUCGCGUAGAAACGAACAACGAAACGGAUCGAGGUCUGAUUCUAAGAUCGAGGCUUUACACAGUCCAACAUCUCAAUUUUCAGACUGGCGUUAAUACCUCAUACAAAUAUAUUGUCGCGCAGAGCGACUUGUCAACGAGUACUAGUCAACAGGAAGAUAUAAAGGAACGUCGGCAAUUAAGAAAUAAUGAAUUUUUUAAAACUACCAUCCGGCAAGUCUCGAAGACACACUAUUUCUUUCCAACAGAUCAGCUGUUCUCAUUUUCAUGUACGUCCCCGUCGGGACACGUCCAAGAUACCGAUAACUUUACUAUCGAAGCAUCACAUAAAAUGCACAGAAAUUAUACGUCAUGCGCAUUUGAUAGUUUAAUAAAAUCGAAGGAUAACAUCAACCGAACGAUAAAUUAUCAUUUGUACAAAUCGAAAAUGAAAAGUUUGAAACAAGAUGAAGAGGAUUUACAAGAAGAACGGCAAAGGUAUUUGACAGAAGAAAUGUCCUGGACCGGAGGAGAUUUUCGAAGAUCUAUUUGCAACGAUCCAGAUUCUACAGAUAAUCAAAUCACGAUUCAUAUGCGGCUCUAUGAUCACGAAGCGAAUCUAGAAGCAACCGAGCGAGUCUUGAGCGCAAACGAGUGCAACAAGAAAUGCAUAGUUACUUUGCCUCGCAACGCAAUGUGCACUAACAUGAAUAUGGAAAUCGAAUACAACAUAAAGCUAACGUUCUGGCUUUAUCUCGGCAUUCGAGUAUUCAUAGGUAUUAUUGGCGGUACAACUUUUGCCAUGUUCGAAGGUGCUGUUAUAGCAAUAUUGCGAGAGCAGGAGGCAGAUUAUGGUCUUCAAAGAAUUUAUGGCAGUAUAGGAGGCAUGAUUUCCUCACCCUUAUCGGGUAUUCUAAUAGAUUACGCUAGCAGGGGUAAAGGAUACACAGAUUUUAGGCCGGCAUUUUACCUAUACGCGGCAUUGAAACUUGGAUCGGGUGUCCUCAUGUUGCUGAUCAACUUAGAAUUCAAGGCACCUGCUAGGAACGUUGUGCGCGACGUCUUGACUGUUCUAAGGAACAUCGAAACUGCCGUACUCUUCCUCGCAUGUUUUAUUCUCGGUACCGCUUGGGGAUACAUCGAGUCGUUUCUCUUCUGGCUGAUCCAGGACCUGGGUGGAUCUAGAUCGCUUAUGGGUAUCACGGUAGCGGUAGGCGGCAUCGCCGGCAUACCGUUGUUGGCACUCUCAGGACCGAUAAUAUCAAAGAUUGGUCACGCGAACGUGCUUUUCAUAGGUUUCGUGUUUUACGCCAUCAGGCUCGUCGGCUAUUCUUUGAUUUACGAUCCUUGGCUUACUUUAAUCUUCGAGGCAUUAGAGUCGGUUACGACGUCUCUCAGCUUUACCGCGGCCGUCACUUACGCGGCGAAAUUAUCAACCACGUCAACCGACAGCUCGAUACAAGGAUUGCUUGGCGGGGUUUAUUACGGAGUUGGCAAAGGCUCCGGAAGCUUGAUCGGCGGUUAUCUAAUGAAAUAUUUUGGCACCAGACCGACCUAUCGGAUUUUCGCUGUAGUAACUUUAGUGACCGGCAUAAUAUAUUUUAUAUUCAAUAUGACUUAUUUAAAGAAGCGGUCUCAACUCGAAGGCAAUGAUAUUGUGAAGCGGAAACCGAAAAAAAUUAACGAACAAGAUAGCCCCGAGAAGCACACGACUGAUAUUAGCUUAGACGAAAAACCGCGAAGUGAACGAAUUAUUAACAAGAGCACGAUGGAAAAUGAUAAUAAAGCAUUUUUGAAAGAAGAAUCGCAAAAUAACAAAAAAAUGAAUGAACCGAAUUUAACUCAGAUCGAAGCUAUCAGAAACGCUAGGAACAUUGACGGAAUUGAACAAAAUCCAAUUAGAACACAUGAGAACAAAUUAACAACAAAGGACAAUGCGAUUCGAACGAAGAUUAAAGAAAGCGAUACGCAAGAGAGCUGUUUUAUUAAUCCGAAUUUUGAGACUGAUAAUUUAGAUCAGAGUAAAAUCACAGUGGAAAACGAACAGAGCACAUCCCAAAACGACAAGCAUAUCGAUUGAGUUUAUAGAAGGAUUCCUGAGGAUUUCUAAUUUAACGGUAGUCAAUUAAGGAAUUGAAUGCAAUAACAACGUGAGCAGUUUUAUGUAGCUUUAAGAGAGAAAAAAUAAAUUAAAAAUCUAAAAUUUGAAUUAUUCGAAAGAAAAAAGAUAAAAGAGGCAAAAGAAAGAGGUAAAAAAUGUAUUUAUUGGCACAUAUAAUUAGUUAAAUAGGGAUAACUCUAAAGAUUCAAAAAAUAU
Temnothorax curvispinosus is the source of this 3085-nucleotide messenger RNA. RefSeq lists its product as uncharacterized. The record is from RefSeq and is a predicted model, not a curated record. The coding region runs from base 317 to 2848 and encodes 843 amino acids. Lineage: Eukaryota; Metazoa; Arthropoda; Insecta; Hymenoptera; Formicidae. Gene Ontology annotation, cellular component: membrane. The transcript has 12 exons.